GCUGGGAUUACAGAUGUGAGCCACUGCACCUGGCCCCUAGAAUUGUUUUUAGAGGUGAAACUUCAAGGUGAAAUAUAGUACAUAACUGCUUUUCAGAUAAACAAGUCCAGAGAGCACAUUCUCUUGGGUUCUCUUGAUGUGAGCUAAGCUACUGCUAGCACUUGGCAUCACUUCAAAAACCUGAGGUGUUUCCAACACCUUAGGACACGUGAACAAGGCCUGCUUCCAAAGCUGGCUUCUAUCUGGUAGUCCCAUUAACACCGGGGCACACCUCUUCCCUGGAGCUCUGUGUACAGAGUACCUCCUCCCUAGGACUAUACAAGGACUGAACCAGAAGGAAGAGGACAGGGCAGAGCCAUGAACAUCAUCCUGGAAAUCCUUCUGCUUCUGAUCACCAUCAUCUACUCCUACUUGGAGUCGUUGGUAAAGUUUUUCAUUCCUCGGAGGAGAAAAUCUGUGGCUGGGGAGAUUGUUUUCAUUACUGGAGCUGGGCACGGAAUAGGCAGGCAGACUGCCUAUGAAUUUGCAAAACGACAGAGCAUACUGGUUCUGUGGGAUAUUAAUAAGCGUGGUGUGGAGGAAACUGCAGCUGAGUGCCGAAAACUAGGCGUCACUGCGCAUGCGUAUGUGGUAGACUGCAGCAACAGAGAAGAAAUCUAUCGCUCUCUAAAUCAGGUGAAGAAAGAAGUAGGUGAUGUGACAAUCGUGGUGAAUAAUGCUGGGACAGUAUAUCCAGCCGAUCUUCGCAGCACCAAGGAUGAAGAGAUUACCAAGACAUUUGAGGUCAACAUCCUAGGACAUUUUUGGAUCACAAAAGCACUUCUUCCAUCGAUGAUAGAGAGAAAUCAUGGCCACAUCAUCACGGUGGCUUCAGUGUGUGGCCAUGAAGUGAUUCCUUACCUCAUACCAUAUUGUUCCAGCAAAUUUGCUGCUGUUGGCUUUCACAGAGGUCUGACAUCAGAACUUCAAGCUUUGGGAAAAACUGGUAUCAAAACCUCAUGUCUCUGCCCAGUUUUUGUGAAUACUGGGUUCACCAAAAAUCCAAGCACAAGAUUAUGGCCUGUAUUGGAGACAGAUGAAGUUGUAAGAAGUCUGAUAGAUGGAAUACUUACCAAUAAGAAAAUGAUUUUUGUUCCAUCAUAUAUCAAUAUCUUUCUGAUACUAAAGAAGUUUCUUCCUGAACGCGCCUCAGCAUUUUUAAAUCGUAUGCAGAAUAUUCAAUUUGAAGCAGUGGUUGGCAACAAAAUCAAAAUGAAAUGAAUAAAUAAGCUCCAGCCAGUGUUGUAUGCAUGAUAAUGAUAUGAAUAGUUUAGAAUCAAUGCUGCAAAGCUUUAUUUCACAUUUUUUCAGUCCUGUUAAUAUGAAAAACAUUGGUUUGGCACUAACAGCAGAGAAAUGAUCAAGAUUAAUUACCUGUCUUCCUGUUUCUCAAGAAUAUUAAUGUAGUUUUUAAUAGGUCUGUUUUUCCUUUCAUGCCUCUUAAAAACUUCUGUGCUUACAUAAGCAUACUUAAAAGGGUUUCUUUAAGAUAUUUUAUUUUUCCAUUUAAAGGUGGACAAAAGCUACCUCCCUAAGAGUAAAUACAAAGAUAACUUAUUUACACAGGGAAGGUUCAAAACUGUUCAAGUAGCAUUCCAAUCUGUAGCCACGCCACGGAAUAUCAACAAGAACACCGAAUGAGUGCACAGCUAAGAGAACAAGCUUCAGCAGGCAGCUUUAUCUCCACCUGGACAGACUUUAAGAUUCAGCAUUUAAAAGAUUUCCCUAGCCUCUUCCUUUUUCAUCAGCCUGAAAUGGUGCAACUCUAUUCUGGACUUUAUUACUUGAUUCUGUCUUCUGUAUAACUCUUAAGUCCACCAAAAGUGGACCCUCUAUAUUUCCUCCCUUUUUAUAAUCUUAUAAGAUACAUUAUGAAAGGUGACCGACUGUAUUUUAAAUCUGAGAAUUUUAAGUUCUAGUCCCAUGAUAACCUCUUUCUUUGUAGUUUAUGCUUACAUAUAUCCUUGGUCCCAGAGCUGUUUAGACAAUUUUAGGCUCAAAAAUUAAAGCUAACACAGGAAAAGGAACUGUACUGGCUCUUACAUACCUAACAAUGGAUCCAAGAGAAGGAAGGGAAGAAAGAAAGGUUUUUUUGUUUUUUGUUGUUUUUUGUUUU
Molecule: messenger RNA, 2155 nt
Organism: Chlorocebus sabaeus (green monkey)
Lineage: Eukaryota; Metazoa; Chordata; Mammalia; Primates; Cercopithecidae
Gene: HSD17B13
Product: hydroxysteroid 17-beta dehydrogenase 13
Cellular component (GO): lipid droplet
Molecular function (GO): oxidoreductase activity, acting on the CH-OH group of donors, NAD or NADP as acceptor; steroid dehydrogenase activity
Source: RefSeq, a predicted model, not a curated record